GUCAGGCCCCCUCGCCAUGAUCUUGACCCGCUGAAGCCUCAACCUACCACCACCCAGACCCGCCCACAACCUUCUGUGCAAAUCCCUUCAGGAUGGACUCUCGGCCGCCAUAUCAACCACGAGACGCGCGAGAUCGUCCCUUCAUUCACAACCCGAACCAUCAACCGCCUCCUCCGCCUCCUACCCAACAGCCACCGCAGCAACAGCAGCAACAACAACAGCAACAGCCUCCUUACUCCUACGCGCCGCCUGCCUCACAACAAGCCGUACACGUGCCCUACGGUGCAGAUCCUUACGCUCGAGAACAACGUCGCGAUCCCUUCCUCCCUCAAUCCGCACAUCAAAGAAACGGUAGUUAUGGAAUAUCUGGUGGCAAUGGACCCAUACCAGGCCCGCCUCCCGAGAAGUCGCCUGUAGAUGGAGCUUGGUCUCAUAGUGGCGCACAACCGCAACAGCACCACGCACCCGUACAACAUCAACAUCACCACCAUCAUCAAUCUGCCGGUCCACCACCUCCACCGCCUCCACCAAUGUCUGGCCCGAAUCAUCCCCAGAAUAUGCCUGCAUAUGCCCCAGAACAUUCGAGACGCGGAUCAAUAGGAGCCGGGAGCCCACCUGCUGGAUAUUAUCAACCGCCACGAGACUCUCAUCCUCCACCUCCACUCCCUCAUGGCAAUCGUAACAUGCCACCGCCUUCACCACAGAAACAAAGUUCUGGAGGGCCAUAUCAGAGUCAACAACGUCCUCCAGAUCCAUUCACAAAUCACAGAGAGCUUCCAAGUCUCGGGACCUCGUCCCAUCGCCCGGGCAGUGCUCUAUCCAUAUCGUCUCUAAUUGGAGGAAUGAAUGACUCCAGAUCGCAGCCUCAGCACUCGCCUCCACUCCAAGCAGCAGCGUCGCCCCCAACAAGGACAAUGCAACCCCCUUCACCAAGAAGAGCUCCAUCGACAGGUGCUAGGAACGAGUACGGCAUGUAUAACAGACCCCGGACACCUGAAAGAUACCCAUCCUCUUCCUCUGCAAGGCCAUCUGAGCCACGAGGGUAUGGUGCAUCGUCUCCGACGAGGGCAAACUCGAUGGCAAACAAGUCUCCAGAUCACCAACGGCAAGGCUUCUCUGGCCAAGGACCUCCCGGUCAGUACAAACCGAUGCAACAUCAAGAACAGCGAUAUUAUCCUGGCCACUCAAUACCACCAAGGGAUCCUGACAUGGGUGGUGGACACGGAGGCCAAACUGUCCCACCGCGACCACUGAGUCAACCGUCGCAAGGUCCAGGUCCGGCGCACGAGAGGAAAGGUCUCUUCGAGCCUUCUGGUGGAUAUGGAAGACCUCCAUAUGGAUACCCCCUCGACGAACGCAGGCACGAAGCUCCUCCACUACCUCGAUCGGCCGUCUCCAACCAAGUCGAUGAGCGCCAACGGGAUAGACCUGUGACAGUACAACCUGUAACACACUCCGCUUAUAGCCCUCCCAGGGAACAGGGUGGUCCUGGUCAGCAGCAGCCCGCGUACCCGGAUUCGCGCUAUCCAUUGUAUCGGCCUGGCAUGGACGAUGGUCGGAGAGAAGUCCCCCGGAGCGACGUGACGAGCGCGGCUCGACCUCCGUUUGGAGCACCAUUGCAACAUACCUCGCAACAUCCGUCAUUGAAUCCCGAAGAUCCUUCACGACCUCCACGUACACACACCGGGCCUCAUCCACGCAUGUCGGACCCUUUCAGCAACAUGCCUACUACUUCAGAUCCAAUAGGAAGUGACCGACGACUCGUCGAACAGCUUGGCCAUUCCGGCUCAUCUAGUGCUCCACCAUACCAGGCCCGUGGACCUCCUUUCGAUCCCCAGAACCAAAGAUCCGGUCACCUCGGCCCGGAAGCCAACCGAAGGACAGGCCGCGCUUCUCCACUACCACAAGCCGUACAGGGAGCUUCAGCCCAGCCUGUCGGGCCGGGCGGUCGGCCGGAGAUCAAGAGCGAGUUUGGCAGGAUGUUCUCGGGACUCGGUGGUGGACUAGGCAGUGCGCCCUCGAGGCACGGGACAGCCACACCUUCAAGGCGAAGUCCUUUGCCACAAAAUGGAGGGGAAUCUAGCUUCGGCGAUGGCGAGGUUUCCAUGGCACGAGCUGGUUCACAUAGCGGAAGAAGGGCUAAUAAGAGAGUGAAAGACGAAGACAUGAUGAUGGCAGACAACCACAACGCGGAUGGAAGAUUAACUCCAUCGAUAUCCCGUGCAGGCGGGAAGAGAUCGAAACAUCAUCAUCCGCCAGAUCAUCACCAUCACCAUCGCGCAGUGGGCCAUCACCAUCACCAUGUCCACCACAAACCAGCCCAUGAGCAUGAUGAUGGCCAAGCGGCAGGUCAAUUCAACACCAUACGAUUGGGUCCGAACGGGGCCCCAACAGAUUCCACACCAGAAGCCACUCACCAUCACCAUCACCACCACAUUGUACAUCCGGGACAUCACCACCACACUCCACGACCGAUACCGCCCCCAGACAAGCUCCCAGAAUCGAUCUACAACAUCACUGCUCUCCUCGCCGAUGCAUCAAAAGAACCAAGCGCUCAUCUCGGAUCACAAGUGUAUGCACCGGUGCCAGUACCACCAUCUGUCGAAACGCCGCUCGAUGAUAAAUUCGGCUACGCGUCAAUGCCGAACCCACUGCCUUCCACAAUUCAGGGCAGAGUGAAUUGUACAUUUGACAUCCGCAUCCCUCGCUACUUCCUGACGCCGCUCCAGCGCGAACUGGUUGUGAAGCAACGUUGCGUGUGGGGACGAGACGUUUACCGCGAUGAUUCGGACCCUCUCGGCGCGGCAAUUCACUCCGGCUGGAUUCUUGGCGCGUGGGGCGACGCGGUGAGCGAUGUCAGCAUCCUAGAUGACCGCUGUGCACGCGCCAGAGCGCCAGAGGACGUGGAACAGCGAAUUUUGGCACGCCCGGCGGCACCUCUGAUUCCACCGCCCGAUGUCGACCUCAUACUACGCAUCCUCAUACUCCCCCCGCUAGAGCGAUAUCCGUCGCACAAUCAGUAUGGCAUCACAAGCCGCAAAGCGGGAAACAAAUAUGGCGGCAUGAGCUACACAAUCCAAGGGUUGCAAUGGAAAGAUGAGGGGCCUGGGUCUCGCGGACAAGACCGCACGCGAGAGGCUAAAAACAAUCGCAUGAGUGCAGCCCAGGCGUUGCUUGACAUGUGUCUCUCCACGCGCACGCGGACGAAUGACAGCCCUAGGAACGGUACAGCGGCGGUUACGGCGUGAGGGGCGGCAGGAAUAAAUAUACAGGCCUAUAUGUAUGAUUGUUUCGGAUGUCAAAAAAAUUAGCGACGGCGCAAGUUCGGACUGUUGUAUACGGUGGACCUUUGUAGAGUGCGAUAUAAGGUAUAAUGUGGCCACAUGGAGAUGUUUAG
Molecule: messenger RNA, 3397 nt
Organism: Pseudovirgaria hyperparasitica
Lineage: Eukaryota; Fungi; Ascomycota; Dothideomycetes; Acrospermales; Acrospermaceae
Product: Rxt3-domain-containing protein
Exons: 3
Coding region: 93-3248 (1051 amino acids)
Source: RefSeq, a predicted model, not a curated record